Dovyalis caffra is the source of this 951-nucleotide messenger RNA. NCBI's taxonomy places the organism in Eukaryota, Viridiplantae, Streptophyta, Magnoliopsida, Malpighiales, Salicaceae. The record is from the annotation of a GenBank genome assembly.
AUGGGUUCAAGCAACAGCAGGUUAGAUGGGUCAAGCCAGUCAUGGACUAACAGGUUCAAGCGCAGAGCCCUUGCUUCUCUCUUUUGUGGCGGUUCUGUUUCUCAAGCUUCUAUUGAGAUGGGUGAUCAUGUGGAUGAAUCAUUGACAGGAUCUCUUCAAAAUUUAGCUACUUGUGUUUCAGCGAGCUCUAAGCAGGCCUCAUCUUCCAACUUUGGUUCGGAUACUGGGUUAAGUAGUUCCUGUGCUGAAAGUGGGGAAUUAUCUGGAAGUAGUAAUGGUAAUGUUGAGGAUACUUCUGCUUCUAAGAAUAGCGAGUUACAAUCUCAGCAGCCAAAUGUCAAUGACAGUCUUAUGGAAGCUGAAGCAGCUAGUGCUUCAGUAAAAGAACAGACACCAACAGCAUCUGUCUCUGAUGAUGAAACGGUGGCAGGUGUUGUAGGUCAGGAUUCUGAGAAUCAAGAUUCGAAUGGGGAGUCCAUUUCAGAUGCAAGUAUAGAUUUGUCUAAUACAAAUUCUGUUAUUCCUGCUUCCUUAGCAUCUGGCGGGGAACAAGAAGCGAGAGCAGCAAGAGUGCUUGUUGUUGAUGUGGUGAGCAUACAUUCCAACAUUUUGUCAAGUGGCUUUGCAGAAAUUAGUAACCGUGAGGCAAGAAGGAAUAGUAGAAGAAUGUUUUGGGAUGCUUUUUCGAGAAACAGUUUGAGGAGGAAUAGAGAUUCCCCAACCAUAGUUUUUACAACUAGUCAUGCUGAUGAUCUAGGAUCCCAUGACAGAUGGCUUCUUGAUUUUACUGGCGAUUUACAUUUCGAUGGAGUUGGUCGUGAAUUUAGAUAUCCUGGAACUCGAAGUCGUCAAAGGAGCGAACGGCGAUGGCUAUCAAGAUAUGAGGUAACUGCUUAUGCAUUUCCUUCUCAUGCAAGCUGUUUAUGGGCGAAAUUGUCAAAAGACCCUUGA